Molecule: messenger RNA, 2303 nt
Organism: Chlorocebus sabaeus (green monkey)
Lineage: Eukaryota; Metazoa; Chordata; Mammalia; Primates; Cercopithecidae
Source: RefSeq, a predicted model, not a curated record
AUGUGUGUGUGUGUAUGUGUGUGUGUGUAGGGCACAUCAACUACUGGCAUGUGUUUCAACUAGGGGACAGAAUGACCACAAUGAGAGCAGUUCUUAUCUUUUGUUAUUAUUUGAGGGUGAAAUAGAAUAAAUUUCUAGGUGAAUCAUGUCUUAUAAAAAUAGUUUCUUAUCCUCUUUUUGACUUGAAUUUUACCAUAUCUUAUAGACGGAAAUGUGUACAAGAAAAAAUUACUGGAUAGUGUGAAGCCUCUCAAAGGAAAAAAAGUCAAUGUCAGUAAUCUGGAAACUCUUCUAAAUAAUAUGGAAAUCGAAGUUGGGAAAGAGGAAUAUGAGGACCUACUGAACCAUCUGCCAGUUGAUGAAAAUGAAAUGGUUGAUGUGAAUGUGGUGAUGGAUGAAGCAAAAGCUUUUACAGGAGAAAAAGUUAAUGUCAGUAAUCUGGGGAAUGAGCUGAGGAAAAUGGGGCUCGUACUCACUGAUGAGGAGCACAAGAAGCUGCUGAAAACUCUGCCAAUUUGCACUAAUGGAAAGGUAUAUAAGAAUAGAUUGCUCAAAGGUGUGAAGGCCCUCAAUGGGCCAAGGGUCAAAAUCAAAAAAGUGGAGAUAUUUUUGGAAAACAUGGGAACUAAAAUCAAGGAUGAGGAACUUGAGGAACUCAUGACCCAACUACCAACUGAGGGUGAGACAGCAGUUGACCUGAAUGACUUAAUGGAUGCUGUCAGUUACAUCAAGGGUGAGGUGAUUGAUGUCCAGAACUUAGACAACUUUCUAGUAAGCGAAGGGAUUGAGCUCACGGAAGAAGAAAUGAAGGAGUUGAUGCCUCAUUUGAAAUUUAAUGGAAAUGGAAAGAUUAAUGUUAAGUCAAUAAUGGAGGGCCUGAAGAAGUUUAAACCAAAAGGAAUGGAGACUCUGCAUAAGCUGAAAACUGCAAAUGAUAUUAAAGACAGAGUCACUGGCCACAUGGCAGUUUCAGAAAUUAAACCAAAAUUUAAGCUGAAUCCUCUAACAAAGGUACCCAUCUCCCACAGUAAAAGGGAUAGAGGCUUACCAGGAUCUCUUCAAUGCCAAUUACAACACAAAGAAAAGAAGCUAAGUGCUUCACAAAUGGCAGCUUUCCAAGAUGCCUACAACUUCUUCAACAAGGACAAAACUGGCUGUAUUGAUUUCCAUGGACUGAUGUGCACUGUAGCUAAGCUGGGAAUGAAUCUAACCAAGCAUGAUGUCUAUAAUGAAUUGAAAUGUGCUGAUAUUGAUCGAGAUGGGAAGGUGAACUUCUCAGACUUUAUCAAGGUGCUAACAGAUAAGAAUCUCUUCCUCAAGGCAGUGGUUCCAGAAAAGGAGACCUGUUUAGAUUUAGCUGGCAACCCAGGAAUCCUAUUGUUUGAAAUCCUAUCAAAGCUUCUAGAGACUUCAGCCCUACCCAAAAAGUCUAUACUAGAAAUAGUAAGCUAUUUCCAAAGAAAAUUCCAGCAUACUGGCCCAGGAAUGUUGUGGAGUCCCUACACUAUGGGCUAUGGAAAAAGGACACUUAAGCCAGACAUAUGCACACCUCCAAGCUCAAGCAUGGCUGCCUUUGCUAAUGCUGCCCGGAUUGCAAUAAUGAAAGAAAAGGAUUUAUUUAAAUUUCUUGAAGAGCUCAAGAGAUGCAAUUCCCAUUCAGAUAGCCCAUAUUCAAAAAUACCCAUCUUUCCAUUGUUCCCUAAUGUGGAUGGGGUGGUGAUGGGAAAGCCAUUCAAAGACAUGCAGAAAUUAGAGAUGCUAAGAAGAAAGGAGCCUUUGAAUUUCUUUGAGGAUUAUUUUUUCCAUAAAAGAGACUGGAAAACACAGGCAGCAAAUAUAAAGUCUAUGGACCCUGCCUCAGGUUAUUCAAAUAACAUCACCAUUGAUCAAAUACUCAAGAAAAAGCAGACUUGUACAGUGGCUGAUGAAACUGCUAUUAAACAACACGUGAAGAGAGCUACUGAUACCUAUAAUUUUGGAAUUGCCCUUGAACACCGGAAAGAAAUGCUAAACCUCUGGCAGAAGAUCCGAGGGGAUUUGAUUGGGAUAGACUCUAGAAAUGAGUCCUUUUAUGACACCUUUUCUACUUAUACAUGGUCCUGGAAUGUUUGCCAAGAACUACUUUCUCCUAAGGACUUAAGGUUAUAUGAUGCCUAUGUGAAUAGAAAUUCCUCCCAUAACUCCAGAUCCUUUUCCUCAUCAGAUACCAGUGAAUGUGACACAGACUCAGGAAGAAAAAGAAAACGGAAAGGUUUAAAGGGAUUUCAGUAAUGAAAUUUCUACAUUUUCUAAACAGCUCAUCA